AUGAAAUCAGCUGUUUUGUUAGUAACUGAAAAGAGUAAAAGUAUAAGAGCUGUAGCUACUGAGUAUGGAAUCGACCAAAAAACUUUAGGCAGAUAUGUAGAUAAAUAUAAAAAAUCAGAAGAUGGCAAAAUAGAAUUUAAGGCAAACCAUGUUUCUUGCCAGGUGUUUUCCAAUGAAGAAGAGCAUGUGCUUAAAGCCUAUUUACUGCAUGCUUCAAAGUUAAAUUAUGGUUUAACUUCAAAAGCAACGCGAAACUUAGCUUACCAACAUGCUGUUGCUAAUAAUAAAGUAAUUCCUGAAAAUUGGACUUUAAGCAAAACUGAAAGUUAUAAUUGGUUGAAGUUUUUUUUUCACAGGCAUGCAAAUUUAUCAUUACGUCAGCCUGAAUCAACAAGUUUGUCCAGAGCCACUGCUUUCAAUAAAACAACCGUCAGAGAGUUUUUCAAUAAUUUGCUCUGCAUCUUAGAAAAAAAGAAAUUUGGCUCAGAAGCAAUUUUCAAUGUUGAUGUGACUGGAAUCACGACAGUACACAAACCACGAAAAAUUAUUGCAAUGAAAGGGGAGAAGCAAGUGUCUCAAGUCACCUCUGCAGAACGUGGAACUUUAGUCACAAUGUGCUGUGGUAUCUCUUCAAUUGGAACAUCGAUUCCACCAUUUUUAGUAUUUCCACGAGUUCAUGUAAAAGAAAUAAUGACAAGGGGUGGGCCUCUAGGAAUGCAAGCUGCAGCUCAUCCGAGUGGAUGGAUGACAGCAGAGAACUUUCAAUUAUACCUUCAUCAUUUCAUAAAAUUUANAAAUUUAGUAAAUGCAGCAAAGAUAACGAGGUAUUGA
Messenger RNA from Parasteatoda tepidariorum (common house spider), 831 nucleotides. The record is from RefSeq and is a predicted model, not a curated record. NCBI's taxonomy places the organism in Eukaryota, Metazoa, Arthropoda, Arachnida, Araneae, Theridiidae.